ACUAAAGUUCAGUGGUUUUACUUCUGCUUAAGGUGUUCUCCAAACAAAAAGCUUGUAAAUAUUUCACAUUGCAUUCUUGCAAUUAUUCUCAUUAAAAUGUGCACAGGAAAAUCUAUUGUCAGCCCCCAAAGGUUCGGAUUAUGACGAGAGUAAUUUACGUGAGUUUUCAUUUGACCUGCCUGCUCUUGCUCCUAGGGGCUCAUCGCCUUGAGGCUCUUAAUGCCUUCGAAAUAACCAACUACCAGACCACCAAGUACUCAAUACCCGAGAUGUGGAGAGAGCCGGAGCAGGAGCCUAGCGUGGCGGAGGACGUGGAAGGUCAAGACAUGGAGUUAGCAGGAAGCUAUUUAAAGUUUGAUGAUGAGUCGACCGAGGAGAGGACGCCAGCCUCCGCAGAAUACCGUGAGGGUGCCUUCUGUCGACGGAGCUUCGAUGGACGGAGUGGCUACUGCAUCCUAGCCUAUCAGUGCCUCCACGUGAUCCGGGAGUAUCGUGUGCAUGGCACUCGCAUCGACAUCUGCACGCAUCGGAACAACGUGCCCGUUGUGUGCUGCCCUUUGGCUGACAAGCAUGUUCUGGCUCAGCGAAUCAGUGCCACCAAAUGCCAGGAGUACAAUGCUGCCACCAGACGCCUUCAACUGGCAGACACCGGUCGUACAUUCUCCGGCAAGCAGUGUGUUCCCAGUGUGCCGCUGAUCGUCGGAGGUGUUCCAACACGACACGGACUUUUCCCACACAUGGCCGCCCUGGGAUGGACCCAGGGCAUCGGCCAGGCCAAGGACAUCGACAUCAAGUGGGGCUGUGGCGGAACCCUGAUCAGCGAACUGUAUGUGCUCACGGCCGCCCAUUGCGCCACCUCGGGUAGCAAGCCGCCGGAUAUGGUUCGCCUGGGGGCGCGGCAGUUGAACGAGACUAGCGCUGCCCAGCAGGACAUUAAGAUCCUCAUCAUCAUCCUGCACCCCAAGUACCGCUCCUCCGCCUACUACCACGACAUAGCGCUGCUAAAGCUCACCAGAAGGGCCAAACUUUCGGACCAGGUGCGUCCCGCCUGCCUGUGGCAAGUGCCGGAGCUACAGAUUCCAAGUGUGCUGGCCGCCGGCUGGGGACGGACGGAGUUCCUGGGCACCAAGUCGAAUACCCUGAGACAGGUGAACCUCGACGUGAUCCCCCAGAUGCGCUGCAAGCAGAUCUACCAAAAGGAGCGACGCCUGCCGCGCGGGAUUAUCGAUGGCCAGUUCUGCGCAGGAUACCUACUCGGUGGCAGAGACACCUGCCAGGGGGACUCUGGUGGUCCCAUCCAUGCCAUUCUGCCGGAGUACAACUGCGUGGCCUUCGUGGUGGGCAUCACCUCGUUCGGGAAAUUUUGUGCCGCCCCAAAUGCUCCGGGUGUUUAUACCAAGAUAUACAGUUAUUUGGAUUGGAUAGAGAAGAUUGCCUUUAAGCAGCAUUAACACCUUAAUAACAAAAUAUAUAUUAAAUACAAUAUUUUAAAACACUAA
Molecule: messenger RNA, 1499 nt
Organism: Drosophila serrata
Lineage: Eukaryota; Metazoa; Arthropoda; Insecta; Diptera; Drosophilidae
Gene: snk
Product: snake
Biological process (GO): proteolysis
Molecular function (GO): serine-type endopeptidase activity
Source: RefSeq, a predicted model, not a curated record